Molecule: messenger RNA, 2294 nt
Organism: Klebsormidium nitens
Lineage: Eukaryota; Viridiplantae; Streptophyta; Klebsormidiophyceae; Klebsormidiales; Klebsormidiaceae
Source: the annotation of a GenBank genome assembly
GUUCCUCUGCUGCUCCGAUCAAUAUCUGUGAAGCGUGGUGCGCAAGUGGCACUUUCUUAUGGCGGCGCUGUUUGGUACUCCUUGAGCACUAGAAAAAACCAGCCCUCGUUCAAAUUGUAGGAUAAUACUCCCCUCCAUGAAGAUAAGAUACUACGAAUAGAAAUUGCUCGAGGUAUGGUUGCAGCUCGAUGUGGGUGCGCGCUUGAGGACCAGAGAAGGGGAAGCUGCUGUUGAUAGACGUUCAGUUUGUUACUUGAUCAAUUGAAAGGGUUCUGCCACAACUUGUAGAGGGACUGAACAAAAUCAAUGGAAGGCAUUACAUUUCCUUUUUCUAAGAUGGAGGUCAAUAACUCUCCUACUCCUGUACCCAGCCCUCUGUCCCCAAUAGAUCAGACGCAUCAAGAUCUGGUGGCAAAGUCGGCAAACCCGGAAAUGUUUGCAAGUUUGUCAAUCCUCCUGCAGUUAGUUCUCUUAGGAUCAGCGUUUGUAUGUGGCCACAUUUUGCGGAGGAGAAAGAUAUACUGGAUGCAUGAAGCAGGAUCAGCGCUCUUGAUGGGGGUGGUGGUUGGCCUUCUGUCAAGGAUUUUCAACACAGAGGAAGCUUUCAGGCGGUGGCUCAACUUCAGCAACGAGUUCUUUCUGCUCUUCCUGCUUCCUCCCAUCAUAUUUGAGUCCGGGUUCAGUCUUCAAGUGAAAUCCUUCUUUGAAAACUUUGGGGCCAUCGCCCUCUUCGCAUUCGUGGGGACCUUCAUAGCAGCCAUUGUGACCGGCGUGAUCAUGUAUGUGGUGGGCUUCCUUUGGCUGAGUUAUCAGCUGCCCUUUGUGGAGUGCCUUAUCUUUGGGGCGCUCAUUUCGGCGACAGACCCAGUGACGGUCCUGGCAAUUUUCCAGGAGCUGGGAGGGGACGUCAACCUUUAUGCCCUUGUGUUUGGAGAGUCCAUCUUGAACGAUGCUGUGGCCAUCGUUCUGUACAGGACGCUUGUUUCGGUCGUAGCAAACCCCGAGCAGCAUCGCAACAUUUACGACCCCGCCGUGGUCUUCCUGACCAUCCUCAUGGGCUCGCUAGCGAUUGGUACCGUAGUUGCGUUGGCCUGCGCGCUGCUGUUCAAGUACGCUGGGUUGGCGGUGAACAACCUGCACAACUUGGAGUCGUGCCUGGUGAUCCUGUUCCCGUACUGCGCCUACAUGAUGGCCGACGGCCUCAGCUUGUCCGGGAUCGUCGCGAUCCUCUUCAACGGAGUGCUGAUGAAGCACUACGCUCUUCCCAAUCUUUCUGACAAGGCCCAGGAGAACGUCACACAGUUCUUCCGCCUGAUUGCCACCCUCGCCGAGACCUUUGUCUUCAUCUACAUGGGCGUGGCCAUCUUCAACACGGAGCAGAGCUGGACACACGUCAGCUUCACCUUCUUUGCCAUCAUUGCUAUCCUGGCAGCCAGGGCCGCCAACGUGUUCCCGCUGUCAUACAUCAUCAACACUAUCCGGCCCCGCAGCAAGAACAUCCCUAUGGCCCAUCAAAAAGCGCUCUGGUUCAGCGGUCUCCGGGGCGCCAUGGCGUUCGCACUUGCGCUGCAGUCGAUUGAGGACCUACCAACGGGCCACGGGAAGGUCAUGUUCACAACGACCACGGCCAUCGUGGUGCUCACGGUCUUGGGGGUCGGGGGUUCCACAGCGGAGGUCCUCAGGCGGCUCGACUUGCUGGGGGACGACUUCCAGCCACUGGCAGGGGAGGCUCUAGAUGGAGCGGGGGAGGAGGCGGGGCUGAUGCGAUCGGGGAACGGCGAGUCGGACUACACGCCCCCCUCGAGCCCCACAAGCCGGGGCUCCCUUCAGAUGCGCCUCAAAAACUUCCAGCGAGCGGCCAAGCAGUACAUGCCGGAGGCAAACGGCACCUUUUUGGAGACGGUGGACAAGAAGUACAUUCGGCCCUUCUUCACGACGGCCAGCGAGGAGGACCUCACGCGGGUGGAGAGCCAGGCCAACGGCCAAGGGCCUCAAGCGGAGGUGGGGGAGGUGUCUUCUCCUCCGGAGGUGACGAGUCGACCGCCGCGGAGGUUAGCUAGCCGGGAAGGGAUGCCAGGCUUCAACCCUCGACAAAAAGAUGAACUGCCCCCAGUGCGACCACCGACUUAGCCUCUCCGAAUGUAGCAUAGAUGUGACAUGCAAGCACUACGGGAGACUCAGCAUAAUCUGGCGUUCAGAAGCGGACUUCAGGUUAAUUGCUAUUGCAUGUCAGCUUUGUUCGAAUCAUGUACAUUAUCUCGUACACUAAUCACUGUACUGCAUCUUACACCGAU